AAGUUAAUAUAAGGUAUAUGCAUAAUCAUAUGAUCAACUCAGCAAAGUCGCUAAGUUUUCGACAUGUUAACGAAGAAGUUCGUGAAGAACUCCUCAACCUUUUCAAAGAUGAAUAUCGUAAGGUCAUGCUUGGAAGUCGCAAUGGUGAAUCAAUGUUUGAACGACUAGCAGAAGUCGUUAAAAAUUAUAAUGAUUCAGAUCAGGGAAAGGCCAUUUUACAAGCAUAUGAUACACGCAUAGGAAAAGCAUUUAUCCUUUCUUCAUUUGAACUGUUAAACACUUCAAUCACCCUUCUUUAUACUAGUUGUACAGUUGGAGCUCUUCCUCUUGGGUUGUUUAUCACGUCAGAUGAGCUUGAAGUUACUUUGGAAAGAGCAAUUAAUAUGCUAAAAAUAAUACUUUCUUCAUAUGCGUUUUAUGGCUGUGGACCACAAACAGGACCCAUAUUAUUUCUUACAGAUGAUUCAAGUGCAGAGAGAAAUGCCCUGGAGCUAUGUUAUCCGAAAGGGUUCUGCCUUUUAU
This is a messenger RNA of Funneliformis caledonium, 522 nucleotides long. The record is from the annotation of a GenBank genome assembly. NCBI's taxonomy places the organism in Eukaryota, Fungi, Glomeromycota, Glomeromycetes, Glomerales, Glomeraceae.